Messenger RNA from Aphanomyces invadans, 2748 nucleotides. RefSeq lists its product as hypothetical. Bases 1 to 2748 code for a protein of 915 amino acids. NCBI's taxonomy places the organism in Eukaryota, Oomycota, Saprolegniomycetes, Saprolegniales, Verrucalvaceae. The record is from RefSeq and is a predicted model, not a curated record. The transcript has 4 exons.
AUGCUGCCCAACCCAUUUGUACCAUUCACGUCUGAAAAGACCGGAAACUACUUGCUCGCGAUGGUGUCGGAUUUGGAACCUCCGAUCGGUUGUGCGAACGUCGACCACAUCGCGUGGCGCUGGAAUCAAAUGUUUCAAGUCAAACAAAUCCGGCGAAAUCCACUCCUCCUGCCAAAAACGUUGGACGACAUGGCUGUGGACGGCAAGCCGCACACAAACGAGCAAGCUGUGACUGUGCAUUUCUACUUGAUCCGCUUGCCAACGUUUUCGUGCUGCAGGGACUUCUGCGAACGGUCCCGACUGCACGCAUUGAAACAGUGCGACGAGUACACACGCGCCAUAGAGACGUCGACCGUCCUGAUCGAAGCCUCGAUUGGAGCUCGAACGAAAAACAUCUCUCGGUUGAACUUGGUGUGUCAUGACAGCAAGGACGCGAUUGCACAAAUGGCGAGCCAGCAAAAGACGUCGAUUCUCGAAAAGGAAACAAAAUGGAACGACGAAAAACUGAGGGCGUUGACCAAGAUGCGAAAUCGCUCGUUUGCAGCGUCGCGUCAAAAGACGGAGCUGAAAGCAACUGAACAACCCCCAGUGGUGAAAACGUCGCAGAGCGUGAAAAAGGCCAUCAGUCGUGGAAAGGCGAAUCAAGAAGUGCCCUGCUGUGGAAUUGAUGGGGUCCAGACGAAUCCACUUGAUCCUUUACUGGAGCUACACUCGAUGGCUCUUGAAGACCGCGACGUCCAUACUUCCAGUCACGAACACCUCCCUCCUGGCCCAAUUCUGAAAUCAAGGGCGCAAAUUCGAUUCUUUGAACAAUUGCUGGUGCCUACCUGCAUUGUGCACGUGAAACUUGGCGAGCUCGAGUGCAAAGUUGCCAUUCUAUCCAAGAAAGCACAUGGUUAUACUCCUGCAGGUCUACUGUUUCUGGUGGUGGGGUACGAUACGCCAUCAAUUCUGUCCUUGCGGCUAUCUGACGGAGAAUACGACGCAUGGGGCUACGGUCGUUCAAAGUUUGGCUACGAGCACUUUUGUCGAUGGUUAUGUGUCAUAUAUGUGAAGCGCAAGCGUCGGUUCGGCCUCGUCUGGUGUGGCAGCUCAUGCCCUCGACCGCUGCGGGCUCGAUCGGAAGAUGAUUCGAUAAUUUGCAUCCACAAAGAAGGAUUGAGGUUGCCAAGAGUUAACGAGCAUGCUGUGAUCUCCAUUUACCUACGACGAACAGCGUCCACCCUGGCAGCCAUUGUGGCGAACGUGACCAACAACUCCGUGACCGAAUACGCUACUGCUCUUGACUGGUCCGUCGCGGAAAACUUGCACAUUUUGACGUCGAGCGAUGGCAUCGAUAUUCAAUUCAAGCACAUACCUGUGACUCCCAAUGCGGCGAAGAUAAACUUGGAUGACCUGAUUGCGUGCCCUGUAUUGUACGCCGGAUCAAUUUCAUGGAACGAUGCGACUACCUUCCACACGACCAUCUACGAGUCUGGCCAUGCCUAUGUCGUGCAGAUGGCAGCGCUAGAUGAAGUACCUCGACAUGAAGUUGUGCACAAGCACGAUAUAAACCCACUGGAGAUAUCGUUGGCUCCUCGGGACUUCGCCGCGUUGUUUGCAAAUGCACGGGCAUACGACCCUGCACGACAAUGUGGGAUGAAUUUGUCUUGGAUUCGGCAAGCCAUUUGCACUCAUGCACGAUUGUUUUGUGUGGCCCGGUUUGGCCUUGGUCGAAAUGGUCAGUAUUUUCUUGUCGCGAUGUACAUUGCUCAAGACAAAAUUGCGUUUCGAGGGGGGCUUCUCUUCCGAGCCGUUCAGAUUGGAGACAAGGUGCUGCAUGGCACAGCAGCAGUUGCCUUGUCCGAUGUACUGCGAAGCACAAAUCGAUUAAGCUCCGCCCUCGGGAUGAGCACUUGGCACGAUAAGUAUGACGAAAAUGAAGCUUCGACGACGUCCGAACCAGAACAUGUUGGGGUGGCCAUGCAUUGCAACGCAUGUCUAGAACGUAUUCGAAAUGUUUUGGCAAAUGGUGUGCCAGCCAACCCUUGCUCUCACAACGCACUACUCGUCAACGUGUGCUUCAGUGUGUACUGCGUUCCUGACGAUGUGGCCAACCUCAAGGCAAACCUUCAACAGCACACACCAAAUGCCAUUGCCAUUGAGAAAGCCAAUUUUGGACUGACCGUCGCGUCAGCACAAGAGUAUAUCGAGCAAACAAGUAGGCACGGCUUGAUUGUGUUUGUGGUGCCAACUCAGUUGGAACACUGGAGCGAAAACGAUGACGUGGUGGACAGGGAUUUAAUUCGUCUAGCGCACGACGUCGAGCAACAACAACGUGAAGUUGCGACUGGAGAUGCCAUCCACGACCCGGACUUUGAGCAUUAUCUGAUUGCUGAAGCACUUGUGAUGGAGGCUACCAUGUUGUGCUACAAGUCGAGCGCGGCAUCGCUUUCGCUGAAAAAACCGAGCUCGAUCACCGGGGCUUCCAGUUGGAAGUUUGCCUGCCAACUCAUGGCAAAUCCAGAAGCAUUCCACUCGAACUUCCAGUCCCCUGUGAAGUGGAUGAACAUGUCCGACGAUUUGGCCACAAUUUUGCUGCAAUUCCACGACCAUCCUGAAUGGAACCUCAACGAACACAUGAAGCACCCGUUCAAGGCCCUGUACCGAUGGCUGGACUCUGGAAUGACGUUGCUUCAAACGAUUAGGAGACGGAAAGGGCUACUGCGAAACCACCGUUGCGACGAGUGGACGGUCUUCACCACGUAA